AUGGAGGAGGUUGUGGUCCUGAUAGUAGGAGCUGGCCCUGCAGGCCUAGCGGUCUCCAACUGUUUAUCUCACCUCUCGAUUCCAAACAUAGUUCUGGAGAGAGAGGACUGCAGUGCCUCGCUAUGGAGAAAGAGAUCAUACGAUCGCUUGACCGUCCAUCUUGCUAAGGAGUUCUGUUCACUGCCUUACAUGCCCCAUGCAUCCUCGUCCUCCACCUUCAUGCCCAGAAAAUGCUUCAUCGAGUACAUUGACUCUUACAUCUCGAGGUUCGGCAUCGAGCCUCGGUACUGCCGUUCUGUCGAAGCGGCUUCGUAUCUCGAGAACGAGGGGAAGUGGAAGGUCGAAGCCAGGAACACGUCGACCCAAGAGAAGGAGGUCUAUGGGGCGCAGUUCUUGGUCGUUGCAACAGGCGAAAACAGCGAGGGUUUUAUCCCCGAGUUGCCCGGGUUGGACGGUUUUGAGGGGAAGAUCAUCCAUUCGAGUGAGUACAAAUCCGGGAAAGAUUAUGAGAAUAAAGAAGUUUUGGUGGUUGGCUGUGGAAAUUCAGGGAUGGAGAUUAGCUAUGAUCUAUCAAACUUUGGCGCUCGUACUUCCAUUGUGAUAAGGAACCCAUUUCAUGUGCUCAACAAGGAAAUGAUUUACAUCGGAAUGUUAUUAUCUAAAUAUGUCGCGAUGACGAUUGCUGAUGUUGUGACGACAUUUAUUGGAAAGCUUUGGUAUGGCGAUUUGACUAAGUAUGGGAUACGUCGACCGACCAAAGGCCCAUUUCAACUAAAAGUGGCCACUGGAAAAACUCCGGUGAUUGACGUUGGCACGGUUAAGAAAAUCCAAAGUGGAGAUAUUAAGGUUCUUCCCGAAAUAGUGAGGAUUAAUGGUAAUGAUGUGAUGUUUGAGAACAGUGUCGUUAAGCGAUUCGAUGGGAUUAUCUUUGCAACAGGCUACAUGAGCACUGCCAAUUACUGGCUCAAGGAUUACAAAUACAUCAUGAAUAAAGAUGGGAUGCCGAAAUACCCGUGGCCACAUCACUGGAAGGGAGAGAACAACAUUUAUUGUGCCGGUUUCUCCAAGGAAGGAUUGGCAGGGAUCGCGAGGGACUCGGUGGCCAUUGCCAAUGAUAUUAAUGAAAUUCUAGAUGGAAUAGAGGGGAAGAUUAAAGUCAAUUGA
Messenger RNA from Eucalyptus grandis, 1164 nucleotides. RefSeq names its product probable indole-3-pyruvate monooxygenase YUCCA10. The transcript has 4 exons. Bases 1 to 1164 code for a protein of 387 amino acids. Gene Ontology annotation, molecular function: NADP binding; N,N-dimethylaniline monooxygenase activity; flavin adenine dinucleotide binding. NCBI's taxonomy places the organism in Eukaryota, Viridiplantae, Streptophyta, Magnoliopsida, Myrtales, Myrtaceae. The record is from RefSeq and is a predicted model, not a curated record.